UCUACGAUAGUCAACAGUCGACUACCUACCUACAGCAAUGUACAUAAUGAAUGUAGCCAACUUUAAAGAAAAAACUUGAAUAUAUUCUGAGAUCUUUAUUCUCCAUCAAUCCAGAAAACUCACCCUCUAGGCAAUUUCUUCUUUUUGGUAUCCAUAAACAUUACAUACUAGGUACAACAUACAUGUAUCAAAAUUUCAUAGCUUAAAUUCACAAUUCGCAAUUCGCAAUGUCUUUCUUCCUCUCAGAAUUGAAAGCGAAGGCCUCGCGCCUAAGUUCUUUCCAGAACUCUAAUUCCCAGGAAGAAUCUAUAAACGAACGAAAAUCCAAAAGACCAGGUUAUGAUGUGGUGAAAACUUCUUAUACAUCUCUCCCGGUUUCUAUCCCUGACGAUUUUUUGAAGCCAUUGGAGAAUCCGGAGGAAAGUAUCAAGGUGCAGAGAAUUGAGUUUGAGAACACGGUUUUGAAGGAGUAUAGGGGCGCUUAUGCGGUGGUGCUGGAUGGGGUGUUGAAUGAAGAGGAAUGUGGGAUGUUGAUUAGAUUGGCGGAGAUGAGUAAGGGUGCGCAUGGGAAUUUGGUGGAGGGGGUUAAGGUGGAGAAUGGUGUGAAGAGUGUAGCUAUAGAUUCUGAAGAGGGUGAUGUUGAGGAUGGGGAAUUUCAAGGGCCGCUAAAUAAUGGGUGGACUCCUGCCAUGGUAAAUGCAGGUGUAGGAUAUGAGUUUCUUUCUACGGAAUAUAGGAAUUCAGAUCGCAUUAUUUGGGAUGAAAAGGAAGUGGUGGAACGUAUUUGGAAGAGGGUUUUACAAGCAAAGGGGAUUAAGGAAGAUAUUGGGGUACUUGAGGGGAAGAAAUGGGAGAGAUUUACUAGUUUGGGAAUUAGAAGGGGUGAGAGAUGGGUGAGUAUUAAUCAGGGAAUUAAUGAGCGCAUGAGGUUUUUAAGAUAUGGGCCUGGACAAUACUUUAGAGGCAUGUUUGUUUUGUCCCCCUUGAGAUCAUCAUCUAAAUUACAUCAACAGAACACGUAGAUAGCGCCUAUGGAGAUGCAGAUGGCGAACGCUCUUUCUUUACCAUCCAUCUCUAUCUCAAUGAUUCAGCGCAAGAACUAGAGAAAGAUCCUAAUAUCCCCAAGUUUCCAAAGGAUUCAAAGAUGCUGAGAGGAGGCGCAACGACAUUCCAUUCGACGGAUUUGAAGGAGAGAUUGGAUGUUGAUCCGAAGGUGGGGAGGGUACUUAUCUUUCAACAUAGGAGAUUGCUACAUAGUGGGGAUGAGGUGGUGGCAGGGGUUAAAUAUACGAUGAGGAGUGAUUUGAUGUUUAGAUUUGAGGAUGGGUUGGAGGGGAAGGAUGAUGUGAUUUUUGGGUAGGUGUGAUGUGAGGGUGCUGGAAGAUGGUAGGUCUGUUUGGUGUGCAUCGGGAUGGAGUACAUUAUGGAGCCAUGAGAGAACAUGUUUUUGUAUAAAUCGAAAUCGGCAUUUAGUAAAUUCGGAUUUCAUGACACUUUUCUGUUUUCAUCGUAAU
This is a messenger RNA of Sclerotinia trifoliorum, 1514 nucleotides long. NCBI's taxonomy places the organism in Eukaryota, Fungi, Ascomycota, Leotiomycetes, Helotiales, Sclerotiniaceae. The record is from the annotation of a GenBank genome assembly.